CUUAUAACUUUCUUAGUAUCGCAGUAACCGAAUCAAUAAUCUCUGCACAUUUCAAUCAACAAUCCUACGGAAAAUUAAUGCGCCGGCUCAUUACACAAUACAAAUUGCAAGUAUGAAACAAUUGAUUAACCGCGAUAAAUGUUUCAAGGAUAACAUACGAGACAUCCAACCUAACAAAAAAAUUACGAAAAAUGUUAUUACUUCACGCAUCCCAAUUCGCGUACCACUAAACGCCAAAGUUGCAGAGACAGAUACAUCACCGAAAAACAGCUGCAUUCACCAUAAGAAGUCACUGACAUCCGUUCCGGAAAAACCGUACGGCAGAGAUAGGACGCGACUGACAUCAAGCUUUGGAAAAAGGUUCGGUAAAACUGCUUUGGAGUCACCAAUUUCAUUCAAGUGUCGGAAAGAAAAUCGGGAAAAGUCAAAGUUAAUCAAGCAGCAGUUAAGCUAUGAAAAGGAGUGUGAAGAAAUGAGGGUACUGCUUGACAAAAUGCAAAUUAACGCGAGUGGUGAUAGUACGAAUGAUCAAAGUGGGUGUCAAUUGAACGGAGUGAGAUUUAACAUCAACGACCGUAAAAUCGAGGAACUAAGUCUGGGCGAAAACGCUAUUCAACUGUACUACCAUCAAACUCUGAAGAAUCUAAAUGAAAAUGAAAAUGUUAAAUUCUUCGCAAACAUUCUGAACUUAAAAACUAAGUUGAUCGAAGCCACAACCGAAGGAAAUAAAAAGAUCACCGAAUACGAGCACAAAAUUGGCCAACUCAACGGUACCAUUGAAGAACUCACAGCUAAGAUAAAAUUGGCAGAGCAGCAACUUGUUACUCAAGCCGCUGAAAAUACGUCGAUUCAAGAAAGCCGAACCGAAUCGUUCAAGAAAAUCGAAGAAAAACUUCGCGGUAUCAUUGAGAAAUUGCAGUGUCAAUUCAGGAGUCAAAAGUUACUGCAGGCGAAAACUGAACGAGAACUUGCAGUUUUACGAUCCGAUUAUUUCGCAUUAGAGAUAGAAAACAAUAAACUCAGCGAGGCAUUAACGAACUGUUCGGACGAAAGGCAAGACUGUCAGAAGUUGAAUGAAUCGCUGAAAGAAAAAGUUUCGUUCCAUUGUCAAGAAAAUGAGAAAAUAGUAAGGACGUACGAAGAACAAUUGGUUGCAUUACACACCACAAUCGAUCGAAUGGAAAAUGAAUUAGUAGACGCAAGGAAUAGAAACAAUGAAUACAGCGCUGCACACACGAAAGCUGAAAACAAUUUUAAACAAGAAAAAGAAGUCCUUCAACGCACCGUGACUGAUACUAAACAAAAGUUGUUGGACAUGGAAAUGCUUCUGAGUCAAAAAUCGAAUCGAGUUACGGAACUAAUGAAAUCCCACGAAGAAGUCGUUAGUGCGAAAAAUGUGGAGAUAAAAGCCUUGAAAAAUGAAGUGCAAUCAAAAACUGCAACGAUAAACAAUCAAUGCGAGAAGAUGCUAAAAUUGCAACGACUGCUCGCUGUCCGUGAAGUUCUGUUGCACACAUUAAAAAAAGAUAAAAAUUUGUAAUUAAGACGAGCGAAUGUUUUGUUCAAUAAAUCUAGUCUCUU
Messenger RNA from Bradysia coprophila, 1581 nucleotides. RefSeq lists its product as uncharacterized. The record is from RefSeq and is a predicted model, not a curated record. NCBI's taxonomy places the organism in Eukaryota, Metazoa, Arthropoda, Insecta, Diptera, Sciaridae.